Messenger RNA from Mesoplodon densirostris (Blainville's beaked whale), 3794 nucleotides. RefSeq names its product rho-related GTP-binding protein RhoG-like. Gene Ontology annotation, molecular function: protein kinase binding; GTPase activity; GTP binding. Lineage: Eukaryota; Metazoa; Chordata; Mammalia; Artiodactyla; Ziphiidae. Gene Ontology annotation, cellular component: plasma membrane; cell projection; cell cortex. The record is from RefSeq and is a predicted model, not a curated record. Gene Ontology annotation, biological process: regulation of actin cytoskeleton organization; small GTPase-mediated signal transduction; cortical cytoskeleton organization. The coding region runs from base 362 to 979 and encodes 205 amino acids. The transcript has 3 exons.
CCUGGGAGGCUCUGCCAGCUGCGGUACAACAGCGCGGGAGGACGACUACUUUGCUGGAUGGAAAAAGACAGCUAUGGUCAGUGAGUCUUCUGGGAUGAUUGCCUACUAGAGCUGAAUCAGGCUCUGGACUUCUAGCUGUGGGACCUGUGCCAAAGAAAGGAAGGCUUCUAGGUGGAACGCCUCACUGGGCAGAGCUGGCUGUGUGAGGAGAGAGCUACCCCUAGCGGGCCUGUGCGAAGCAUGCUGAGAAGGCCAACUUUUUUUUACCUUGAUCCAAAGUGAGCUGUUUUGUUUUGUCUGGUUUUUGUCUACGAUAUGGACCUAAUGUAGACUUUAGCUAAUAAAACAGCAGGAUGGGGGAAUGUGUCUAUUCCCCCACACUCCCAAGGACUCCAAGGGAAGAAUGCAGACAAUUAAAUGUGUGGUUGUGGGAGAUGGGGCUGUAGGUAAGACCUGCCUCCUCAUCAGUUACACAACAAACGCCUUUCCCGAGGAGUAUAUCCCUACUGUCUUUGACAACUAUAGUGCCCAGACAUCUGUGGACGGCCAGAUCGUCAGCCUGAACCUGUGGGACACAGCUGGCCAAGAGGAGUAUGACCGACUGCGAACACUCUCCUACCCCCAGACCAAUAUCUUCGUCAUUUGUUUUUCCAUUGGCAACCCAUCUUCUUAUGCCAAUGUGAGGCAUAAGUGGUACCCAGAGGUCUCCCAUCAUUGCCCCAAUGUACCUGUUUUGCUGGUAGGCACCAAGAGGGACCUGCGAAGUGACAUUGAGACAGUGAAGAAGCUGAAGGAACAGAGCCUAGUGCCCACAACUCCUCAGCAAGGCACUUCCCUGGCUAAGCAGGUGGGGGCUGUGAAGUAUCUGGAAUGUUCAGCCCUGAUGCAGGAUGGGGUCCAUGAGGUAUUUUCAGAAGCUGUCCGGGCUGUGCUUUACCCUGCCACAAAGAAGAACAGCAAGAAGUGUGUCCUCUUAUAGCUUUUGGGGUGCUGCUUGGAGACUGCACCUAAGGAGAAUAAGGGGGAGUUCCUUUGACAGCAUUUAACAGUGCCAGCGUGAGCCACUUAUCUCUUCCCCUGGAAACCCUAGACUCCAGGUUAUUCAGCUUUUGGAGGAACAAAGAGAGGCUAGUUUGCACUUGGCUGCUUUGAAGUUUGGUCUGAACCUUUUGGAGGAAGUUUGAGAGAGUGAGAGUGUGUGUGUCUCUCCUGUCGAAGUGGUAAGAGGAGAUGCCACCAAGUGCCGUUCUUUUCUGUCCUGGCCAGGCCACGACUAAGCAGAGCAGCCUAGCACUGUUGUUUGUAGGCUUUUGCUUGGCUGUUUGAAAUCUAAUUUCAGCGUUCCUGGCUGUAUUUACCGUUGAGCAAGUGCCUCACAGAAGGACAAGGUUCUACAAGUUUUCAAAUCAUUGCCUUAAGCUUUCUGAUACGCUAAUAUUUGGAAACCAUCUUAUGUGUGAUUCCUAGGUGUUCCCAAUGUUGACAUGCUCUUUCCAUUCUUGAGAGGAGAUAUUUUUGCAAUAAUGGUUAAGCAGCAUUUCUAGAGUUCUUUGAGAUGGUAAUAGAUGUUUCUUAAAAGGGUUCUCUGGUCAAAUAAGGCAGGGACCAGUGAUUUAAACAAUGCCGGAUAGUUUCCUCUUCUACUGCAGGAAGUUAUAACUUAAUAAGUAUGCAAUAUUUCCCAAACUUAUUUCACUGAACUUUUGUUUUUUGGCCCCAUGCAACACCUAUUAACAUCUCUGGGAACACAGUUUCAGGGAUGCUGGAUUACAAGGGACUGGGAAUGCUCAUGGUGGAGACUGAAAAAAGCAUAAUGUGGUCCUGUUCUUUGUGCUGUUUCCCUCUUCAUGCCUUUGACAGGAAUGUUUACCAGCCAUGGCCUUGUUAUUGGUUCCUCUUCCAUCCUCAGGAGGUGGGUUUGGCACUUAGUCACGAUAGUAUAUUGGCUGUGGGAUCUGAUGUUCAGAUCUGCUCUUGGAUUCUGCUAGCACAGUAGGCAUGGUGAUGUGUAAUGAACAGUCCCUCUGAAGAGCUGUGUCUCUGAGGCUUCUGUGUGGCUCUUUUUUCUCUCAUCAUCCUUCCGCUUGAAGGAAAGACCACUGAAGAUUAACCCCCUAAAUAAAACCAAUGAAACGACCAACGAAAUAAAAUGUCCUGCCAGUCACUGUCAGGGGGUUCUGUGAUUCCCUCUGAUACUUCUCUUCUGCUGUCAUUCCUCUGAGUCACUAUAAAGACUACCUUGCUCUCUUCCUGUUCCUCCCGCCUCUGUGUAUCUCCCUGUGUGUGUGUUCAGCCCUGUGUGCCUUUUGAGGUUGCUCCAAGAGAGCUGGGGUACGUUGGGUUUCCAGGCCGCAGGGCUGUCAUCGCCCUUGUGGUGGUGUUGCUGGAGUUGCUCAGCCUUCUCUCGGGGUGGAAGGAUUCAGAUUCCAUAUCCUAGCGGGCCUGCUGCUCCUUCUCCCUAGCUGUAUUUUUGACCUUCUUCAUUUGAUAUGGAAGGAAACCUUAACUUCUCUACCUGGCAAAUAGUGGUUGACAACUCCACCGUGCACAUAUCCUCUCACCCUGCCAGAAUAGCAUGGGAUUUUUGAGAGUUUGGGAAAUGGAGCUGAAAGGAACACAUACCUCCCCUUGGGGUGGGUGGAGUGCCUGAGCUUCACUCUGUGAUCAUCUUGCUGUUGCUCUUUGACGGGGUAUGAUCAGAGUAACCUCAGGCUAACUGAACCUCCUGGAUAGGGUUGCCAGAUAAAAUACCAUAAUUGUUUAGUAUAAGUGUGUUCCAUGCAAUAUUUGGGACACGCUUACACUAAAAAGUUAUUUGCUGUUUAUCUGAAAUUCAAAUAUAAUGGGGCAUCCUGUAUUUUUAUUUGCUAAAUCUGGCAACCCUACUCUUGGAGAACCUGGAACCUGGAGGUCAAAUAUCAAGUAUUGAUAGAAGAUAAAAGGUUAUGUAGGGACUUCCCUGGUGGUCCAGUGGGUAAGACUCUGCGCUGCCGAUGCAGGGGGCCCAGGUUUGGUCCCUGGUCGGGGAACUAGAUCCCGCCUGCCACAACUAAGAAGCCUGCCUGCCUCAACUAAGACCCGGUGCAGCCAAAAUAAAUAAAUAAAUAUUUUCUAAAAAUGAUUAUGUAAAUUCUCUAUUCUUCCUCCUUUUCUUCUGGUUGCCCUUUCCCUCACGUUGGACUAGUGUUUUCUUUUUCCUUCAUGACUGUACCCUCCACUUCACAUAGUACUUCAUUGGUGUAUAUUUCUACACUGCUGAUUGUCUAAAGCUGUGGAGGAUCCAGGAUGAAUACUGUUGUCCAGCGCUUGCCUUCUGUCUCAGGUCCAAUGUACUGUAUCUAUUUUCCAGUGUGUGACUCGGGGCCUCCUGGGGGUGGCAGGGAUUCUAUAUGAGAAGUGAGUCAACUGGAAGAGGGUGAGGGUGGACCUCCUCAACUAAGGCCCAGUAGCACUUUGGAAAGUGGGGCUGCUGUUACAGUAACGUGGCCACCAUAGAAGUCAACUGGCUUCUGGGCACUGUGCCCACUGCCCUUGGGUAGAGUCACUGGGUUUUCCCAAAGGCAGCCAAAUGAAAGUGUAUUCCAGUCUCAGGAUGUUCUGAUUGAUGCCACCUUGGGUGCUCACAGGACUUCAUGGUUCAAAGGGGUUAGAAACAUGGCUGUCACCUGGGUCUCUGGGAACUUUCUGUUUAGCUACUGAAAUCUUUUAAGUUGGCUUUUAAUUUAAUAGUGCCUCCUGCUCUCCCUUUGCCUUGCAAAUUCCCAAAUGUAAGCCUGGGUUUGGUUUGGGCAAAU